CACAAAUUAUCCGGAACAAUGUGCUGUCCAGGUGCUGUCUGGUGCAUUCGCGUCGUGUUCUGAAUACUUAGAAUUGGUUAGAAUUCUAAUUUACACUAAAAGCAUUAAGUGACAGUUUUCCUAAUAAAUUCUUCUAGAUCGAUCAGGCUUUUGGACUGGGGUUUCUCUGGAACUCUUUGAUUUCAAGAAACCAGUGUCAAGGACCCUUAACUGACAUUUCACUUACGUGGUGCAGGUCUUCAGGCCCGAAUUCUUCAGGUUCUAAUCAUUAAGUCAAAGAGGAAAGUAGCAUUUACAUCAGCUUUUAAUUUUUCCCUUAGAACAAGAAAUGGGAAUGUCUCGGUUGGAAGUAAAUGUUAGACGAUUGUUAUCGCAAUGUGAGAAUAUGGCCAAAGAAGAUUCUCAAGACUGGAGACUUCAUAAGUAUAUUUCUGCAUUGGAUGAAAUGGUAUCUAGUCUUCAGAGUCAACCUGUAAAGCCAAACAAAGAAACAAUGUCAGAGUAUGUGAGAAGAGUUGAUUUCCUCAAAGGUCUCAGUGAAACCCAUAAGCUAAGUAAUCCUGUUGAAAAAGUUGUUGCCACUCAACUACUGUCUCAUGGGGCAGUAGCAUCCACAGAAACAGUUACCAAAGAGAUUCAUCAAAAAACAACAUCAAAAUAUACCAAGGAAUUGCGUGAUCAGCUCUUUCAAAGUGACAAAAGUUCUGAUGAAAUUAGACAGAGAAAACAAAAGACAACUGGCGAAGAUCUUGAUGCACUCUUUAAAUUUCACCAUUCAAUGCAAGAAAAAAUUGCAGAAGAUAUGUUAUCUUUAGCACGCAAUCUCAAAGAACAAUCCCAAUUAGCAGGUAGCAUUAUUAAAAAAGAUACAGAAACUGUAAAUAAGUCAUCAGUUAUGGCUGAUAAAAAUUUAUCAAGUCUUAAAGUUGAAUCAGAGAGGUUACAGGAACAUAGCAGACAUAUGGUGUUUUUUAUGCGUUUGAAGAAGAAAAAUUAUACCUAAAAGUUAAUAUGGCUGUAAAUGUAUAAUUCUAAAUAUGAAAUCAACAAUAAAUGUAUAUGGUAACAUUUUAUUGAAAAUGUACAUAUUUUAAAAAAUAUAAAUUAUUUGAUAUGAAUU
Messenger RNA from Gryllus bimaculatus (two-spotted cricket), 1120 nucleotides. Lineage: Eukaryota; Metazoa; Arthropoda; Insecta; Orthoptera; Gryllidae. The record is from the annotation of a GenBank genome assembly.